This is a messenger RNA of Amoebophrya sp. A120, 2623 nucleotides long. The record is from the annotation of a GenBank genome assembly. NCBI's taxonomy places the organism in Eukaryota, Dinophyceae, Syndiniales, Amoebophryaceae.
GCCGAACAGUAUCAACAAACAAGUAAAAAGCAUACAGCGUAAUUCUAUCAAGAGUUAUAUCGUCGUCGUCCAUAAUUACAAUUCUCGCCGAACAAGAAACACAGCCUACACUUUUUUUCGGUAAACAAAUAAAAUUAACUGAGCACAAACCAACGCUAUCAAAUUUCGCCUUUUUUCAGCAGAACAUCAACAAGUGACUCGUCGUUUUAAUAUGAGCAAAAUGAUGAUGUCGAGCAAGCUCCUCGCCCGGGCUCGUUUAUUUUCCAUGAUGCUGUUUUGUUUCUACUCGGGCCUUGGCUCGGAUCAGGAGAACAUCACGGGAGGUGGACCUGCAGGGGUGCUGGCAUUGGUUCCCGCUGGAAGUCCUGCUGGAGUCGUCGGGAGCGAGGACGCCCGCCAUGAGAAGAUGAUCUCUCGUCCUCUAUCCUGAUUGAAAACGUCCCCACGACACCAGAGUCAAGAUGGGAAAUCUGCUAGACAAAUCAGCCAGCUUUGUUUGUUUGGCAUGACAAGUUUGUUUGUCCUCGUAGUGUAGUCCUGUUUAGCUAGUUCAGAAGCUGCGUCACAGAUCUAGCAUAGCGCGCUGGUGAUUCUAGCAUCACAAAUUCCAAAACACGACUAGAAAAUCCCUCUCGUGGGGCUCCGCAUGAGAAGCAUUUUUACCAUGCAGAUUUGCAUGAGGACUCUGGGGUGGGGACGUUUUUACUCAGGAUAGACAAAGAAGUUCCUCGGGCACAACCAGCACCAAAAUAUUUUUAAGCAGCACCUCGGUACAUCUACCACUCCCAGCAGCCCAAAUGUGAACAUCACGGAAGCGAUUUGCGACCAGAUUCUCCCGCCCAUUAUUGGUCUGUUCUCGAGCCCUAUGAAAUGCAAAUAUGUCUGGGUCUGGAAGGGUGGAACUUGUAUGUAAUGCUGUCUACGGUGAUUCUAAAAGUAUCUGUGUUGCAUGAGCAGCAAGAGGAGUCCAGUUCUUCGCACGCGGAGAGGGCUGCAUUUCUCAUGCGUGAUAAGCAUCAAGAAGCCCUCAAAGAAUUAUCUGUGAUUCUAGGACCUGCAUCACAGACCUCACGGGUCAUGCGAAAUGUGCAUGACAAGCCCCGAGUCUUCCAGACCCAGACAUUUUUGUACUUGAUAAGCCCCUGCUACCUGGUCGGCCUCGACUCCGGCCCGAUUUGCACGGCCCGGAUGGCUCCCCUGAUUGCCGCGGUUCCGGAGCUCGCGGCGGUGGCCGUUCCCGCUUGCGUGACGCUGUGCACGAUAUCAGAAGGAAAAAUCCCCCCUCGCUCGAGGGCCCCACAUCAAAGCGAAAUUUCUGAUGCUGGAUACAUAAUUUGCGUAUAGUACAUGUACACAAAUCAGAUUUGUGUUGCCGUAGAGGACUGCAGGCCCAUAUCAUGCAACAGUAGAAAGGUUUUGGCCUAGGCAAUUAGCAUGAGGAACGUCCAUGCUGUAAAGGCACAACAGCAUUGCAAAUGAAACCACCUGCAUAUUAAUGGGGCGGAACCUGUGGCGUUGCUUUCUUAUUCUUGCAAGACGGAGAUGAUUUGUGUUCGCAAAUCAGCAUUGCAAAUUUUCUUCGGCGUGCCUUUUUGCUAUUGGGCGGGGGGAUUUUUCCUUAGGAUACACCAUUGGCUGCUCCGAAAUUUCGUCGCUGAUGAACAAAGGACAGCACGAUGCUACAGACAUCUGCCACAUCAUGUACGGGGGCGGCGAUCCGGGGCACUACAAUCCGCCCACACCAAGCAAGGAUACCUGCCCGCAGAUGGGCUGCGUCUACAGCCAAAAAUUGGGGUUUUGCGUCCCGAAAGGACAUGAAAAUGACCCGGAUGCCUUUCCUUGCGAAGCCUAGUAAGUAGGGGGAAAAAUAUAAAAUGGAAGAAGGCUUAUUUUUUGUUUGCCGAACAAGUGGUGGUCGUGGUGAUGAACCAACAUGAGAAAGUGUCGCAAAGUCGUGUACAAGGCGGCAUCGUAUCAAGAUGAAGAAUUUGUUGAGCACGAUAGAAGAAUUUUGGACACCAGCACUUACUCUUAAAAGAACAUCUUGCUGAUGUACUUACACUUGUUUGAUGUGAAUUCCACCACUUUUGUCUAGCUUUUCAGCAGUCCUCUGCAUUUGUAGUUCUGUGUUGAACUCCAUGGAAUUCAGAAUAGGGAUAAAAAAUUUGCACUUGAACGAGAACCCACGGAUCCUGUUUAAAGAACCCAUCAAAACAAGAAGAAGGCGAAGAACUUCACGCCUUUUUUUUGUGCAAUUUUUCAUGAAUAAUUUCAAAAAAACUCGGACUUUUUGCUUUCGCUCGACGCAAAUUGUCGUUUGAUGAUGUCAGUGUCACGACUUCAUUGCCGUAUAGUAAAAAAAAAUAUUUUUCGUUCAAAAAAAAACCUUGAAUAUAUCAUGAGAAGUAACGAAAAAGAAUUCCAAAACUCCAAUGAAAAACAAUUGUAUCUUUGUACUCCAAGAAACCGCGGUAGAACUAGUACUUUUUACGCUUCUCGACGUUUAUCUUCGCUGUCACGGUACUUACUUUCGACAGCGAAGAAGAUGUCGCACUCCGAGGCGUGUGAAAGAAUCGAAAAUAUUAACAACUACACAGUAUUAAAAAAAAAAAAAAUUGUGCUG